Messenger RNA from Zymoseptoria tritici IPO323, 609 nucleotides. RefSeq lists its product as uncharacterized. The transcript is spliced from 5 exons. The coding region runs from base 1 to 609 and encodes 202 amino acids. NCBI's taxonomy places the organism in Eukaryota, Fungi, Ascomycota, Dothideomycetes, Mycosphaerellales, Mycosphaerellaceae. The record is from RefSeq and is a predicted model, not a curated record.
AUGCUUUCCUCAAGCUUCGUUGCACGGCGAGGAUCAAGUCCGGUCAAGCAAGGCGCAGCGAAAGGAUCGAGAAUUGCCUUUGCGGAUUUAGUGUUGGCCUUGACCAACAUCGCCUCAACUCGAUGCAAGAAGGGGACCAUGCGCGAUAUAAAGACACGUGCUUGCGCUUGCGGAGCUCCUCACGACCAGAGUCCUGGCCACACCUGCGCCGCAGAUACCGACUCGUGUCCUCGAGAAACGUUGUCCGGCUUCACAGCACAACAAACCCAGCAGCUGACGGACGCUUUCGCCGACGCCAUGGAGCUUGCCGGCUAUGUCCGAUCUCCUGCCACGGCGACGAAAGUGGGACAGAUCUUUGAGCACUAUUUCAACCCAGUCGACCGAAAGAUGGUGGACAACGUCUACGAUGCCAUUCUCGGAGGCGAUCCCUCGCAUCCUCCGGGGAAUCCAUUGCUUGCCGAUAUCACUGUCGUGCCCGACUUCACGGAUAACAGGUACCCCAACCUGGUGUGCAAACGUGGAGUGAUGGCAGCCCUGAGAUAUCAAGAUACGGAUAAGCCCAAGCUUUUCCUGGCUUGCGAACGAAGUACUGUGGUCGGUCAUUUGUGA